Molecule: messenger RNA, 2565 nt
Organism: Toxotes jaculatrix (banded archerfish)
Lineage: Eukaryota; Metazoa; Chordata; Actinopteri; Toxotidae
Product: zinc transporter ZIP12-like
Exons: 12
Coding region: 16-2109 (697 amino acids)
Biological process (GO): zinc ion import across plasma membrane; intracellular zinc ion homeostasis
Cellular component (GO): membrane
Molecular function (GO): zinc ion transmembrane transporter activity
Source: RefSeq, a predicted model, not a curated record
AACCCUGGUAGGAACAUGCACUUCAGGAGCAGUGCUCCCCUUUUGCUGCUGCUGCUGCCUCUUUGUCUUCUGGGGAGAGUGCUGGAGGUGAGAGGGCAAGAGUGGGGGUACCUGCAGGAGGCUCUGAAGGCCUUGGAUCUUCCUCUGUCGAUGGACGACGAACCUCAGCUGCAGAAGAACAAAACUGGUGUCCUGAUCACCACGCUUCUUCAGGCGGUGCACUGUGCAGAGCGAACUGGGAGCUCUCAGGACAUCUGUGACAAGUGCCUGACGCCAGACAUAGCCCUCUCUGUGCUAGAGGAUGAUGGGAAGACUUACCUCACUGAGGAGGACUACGAGCGGAUCUCGACUGUCCUGCUGUACUACAUAAUUAACUUGCAAGAUCUGUGUGUGUCAAACACUGCCUCCCCUUCCUCCCUUUCCUCCCUUUCCUCCUCCUCAUCUGGGAACUAUCAGUUCUACCUUUUGGCUCUCACCAAUCUGCACCCAGCUGAGGACAACCAGUUCUUAUCACUUAGUGAAACAGAGAGUGUUCUGCAGCUCAUAAACCAGCACUACGACCCCUCCAACCAAGAUACCUCAUCUGAUCUGCAAUGUAUUGAUGCCACUCAUCUACUUGAAGAUGUUGACGUAAAAGAAAACCCAGGUGCUGGUGAGUCUUCUGUGCCCAAAGUGGCCGCAGCCAUCGUCAGCCAUGUCCUGCAGGGCCACUGUUUCAGACGGAGGAACCUCCCGUCACCUGCUUUCUUUACCAACUACAUCUUUCAAUCCCUGAAUCGCACAAGUAACCUACAGGUUAUAGAGAUGCCACUUCUCUACUUAGAGGAGUUGCUUCAUCAGCUGGGAGUGGGUCGGGAGGGAGCUGCUCUCUCUCAUGACAGGAAGAGGCGGAGCAUCAGGGGAAGUUCACAGAGAGGAGUGGGGCAUCAGGUGGAUGGCUGUAACCAUGACACUGGAGGAAAAAGUACAGACUGGGCACAGGUGUGUUUCUCAGCCAAUCAGUUGGUGGAUAUUUUUGCUCUGGAUCCUCAUUUGCCAAUUUCCAAGGAGCACUUCAGACAAAUUUGCCCAGCCAUUAUUCAGCAGUUGCUAGGCAAUGCCUGUGAGUCUGCAGAGCAAAAAACAAGAGGAUCUCUGCCCACUGCUCUCGAGAAGUACGGCUACAGCACGGCUGCUGUCCUGCUCAUCACAGUGGGGUCCAUGUUCGGUAUUUGCCUCAUCUUCUUCAACUCCUGCCAGGAAACCUACGCACUCAUCCUGCAACUGUUUGUGGGCCUGGCAGUGGGAACCCUCUCAGGAGACGCUCUCCUGCACCUCAUACCACAGAUUCUGGGCCUCCAUGACAGCACUCACAGUCAUGAUGAGCACUAUACUGAAGGAAAGGAGUAUCUGUGGAAGAUUCUGGGCAUGAUCGCUGGGAUUUAUGGCUUUUUCCUUAUAGAGAGAAUGUUCUCCUUUUUCGUUCCUUCUCAUGGCCAUGGUCACUCCGGUGACCUUCCCUUAGAGCUCAGCUGCAAUGGUCAGUCACAGAGGGGCAAGUCCAUCUCCACCAUACAGCUGGGACCAGUGGAUGACUUGGAGUGUACAGAAAUAUCUCCUGAACAUGCAAACACAAGGAGCUCUUCACAUCAGAGACAAGGGGUUCCUCUGCUGGCUGUGAUGAUAAUCGUGGGAGACAGCCUUCAUAACUUUGCCGAUGGCCUGGUUGUCGGGGCGGCCUUCUCCUUUUCAGCCGAGACCGGCAUGGCAACCACUGUGGCUAUCUUGUGCCACGAGAUCCCGCACGAGAUGGGGGACUUUGCAGUGUUGCUAAGCUCUGGACUCUCAGUGAAGACUGCUGUGCUAAUGAACUUUCUCAGUGCUCUGACAGCCUUUAUGGGCCUCUACAUUGGACUCUUUGUUUCCUCAGAGACAGAGGUGCAGCAGUGGAUCUUUGCUGUCACUUCUGGGAUUUUCCUCUACCUGUCACUGGUAGAAAUGCUUCCAGAGAUGAAUCGAGUGAAGACCGACAGACCAUGUCUCAUGUUUCUCCUACAGAACCUUGGUCUAUUAAUGGGUUGGGCCUGUCUUUUGCUCCUCGCACUCUUUGAACAUGAACUCAAAAUCUAAAUGCACACACGCCUGAGUGUACAUGAUGUCUGUUCAGUAUCUAUUCAAAUAGGGUUGAACUGUAACAAGUGUUGACUUGAUUUUUUUAGUGUUCUCUGAAAUUUUCUUUGACUUGUUGAUUUUUAUCUGCUGCUGUGCACAACAGUAAUUUGUGCAAGUUUUAGUUUGUGCACCCAGAAUGUUUUAACAAGUCAUUACUGGUCAAGGAGUGAGUAUUUCAGGAUGUUGUAGUCUCAGCACUGGAUGAUACAGUAAAUACGUCAUGUUUAUGAAUCCAUUCUUUUUUAUACGUGAUGAUUUAUUUUUGUAUGUUAGGUGUCAUGUGUGCUGGUAUCUGGACACUUGAUGUCUAGUUGAAACUCUUUAUUUGGCAGCAUCGUGCAAUUGUGCAUAUCUGUUGUUCUGUGAAAAUAUUCAUGCUGCCUCAGAUAAUCAGAUCCUUUGAUUUUGAUCAUU